Molecule: messenger RNA, 264 nt
Organism: Gryllus bimaculatus (two-spotted cricket)
Lineage: Eukaryota; Metazoa; Arthropoda; Insecta; Orthoptera; Gryllidae
Source: the annotation of a GenBank genome assembly
UUAAACAAAACUCAUCACCAGAUUUUAUUAGGAAUGUUCCAAAAUCAAAAUCAAAACACUCCAAAGCUGGAAAAGAGCAAUUACCUAGCAAUACACCGAAAGAGACUUCAAAGAGAGAUUCUGGAGGAAAACAAUGUGAAUAUAUUCUUGCUGAUACAAAACAAGACAGGAAAAAACAGAGUAAAGUUAAAAGUACAAGAUCUCAGUUACUUAUCACAGAUACAAGGGAGAAUAGGCAGUCAGGGGAUUCCAAUUGUUAUUCAA